AUGCAGCAAUCAGUGCUUCACAGUGUUAUUGUUGAWAAUACCAAGUAAAAUACYAGMUUACAACUGUACUAGAAUUUCUAACUAGAAUGAUGUCCUAUUAAUAAUGCUUACGGAAAAACAAUCUGAAAUAUUAGAAAAGAUUGCUAAAGGGCAUAAUGUAUUUGUGGGAGGCCAAGCAGGAUCAGGGAAGUCUUUCCUACUGAAGGAAAUUGUAAARGUACUGAGAGGUCAAGAUAAAAAGGUGGACAUAUUAUAUCCGACUGGUAUUUCGUGCACUGUUUACGAAUUACGUCCAUCUCCUGUGCACUCAUUUUAUGGACUUGGCACGGCCCAAUUGCCAGGUUUGAUGGUAGUAGAACAUGCUCUGUCAAACAAUCUGGUUCGUGAAUGUGUAAUGGAAUCAGAUGUGCUGAUAUUUGAUGAAAUUAGCAUGAUUAGUAGGAGAAUUUUUGAGCUUGUUAACGGAAUCAACCAUGAAUUGUGCAAUCAAGAAUCGCCUUUUAAGCUAUCACCAUUUGCCGGGAAAUAGCUCGUUUUGGCGGGAGACUUCUAUCAACUUCGACCAGUGCCCAACGCAUUUGACAGCGGUAGAUUUGUUUUCGAGUCUGAUGUUUUCAAUGAGUGCGUGGUACAUAAAGAAGAACUGCAACAAAUAUUACGACAAGAUAAAACGGAAAUCCCUUUUUUGAAUUGUUUAGCAGAYAUUCGACUUKGGCAGUGUAGUACUAACACCGACAAGAUCAUGCAAGAUUUGUCAAGGCCUUUGCCAGAGGAAAUAGCCCAUGACGCUGUCCAUAUCUUUUUCAGAAGACUACCGAUGCAAUUCUAUAACUUGGAGAGAGUAUUAUCCCUUCCAGGAGACCUUAUCAAAUUGGAUGCCAUCGACAGCGGAGACACGUUAGGGAUGAACUGCAUUGCAGAGAAAGUGAUUUUGUUGAAGUCUGGCUGUAAGGUUAUGCUAUUAUGGAAUAAAUCUGAUACAUUAAAAAACGGAACCGCUGGUGUUUUUGUUCGGAUGGAAGAAGACCAUAUGAUCGUGAAUUUCCUGGAGAAUGGGGGAGUAGUUUCUCUUCACAGAGAAACUUGGCAUAGAAGAUCACGCACUGGUGAGAUUUUCGGUACUAGAACUCAGUACCCAACUACACAAUACUAUGGAGUUACUUGUCACAAAUCUCAGGGUCUUACAUUGCCUGCAGUCGUGAUACAUUGCUCGAAGGAAUUUGUACCAGGACUACUGUAUGUCGCCCUUUCACGAGUGAGAUGUCUGGACAACAUCCAAGUUCUCGAUUUUUGCUCUAAUAAACUGCUUCCGCCAUCUCAGGACGUUAUUGGCUUCUUUCAGGAUAAAUCCAGUUCAGUUGAAUGUGAGGCACAAGAGUGUAUUGGAAGAAACAGACAAAUGGAGGUGGAGAGAUUUGCAAUAUCAGAUAGAUGUGAUGAUAUUUGUUUUUUUUUUGACGACUUUAUUGGGAAUAGACUAAUGACAAUAUGA
Exaiptasia diaphana is the source of this 1492-nucleotide messenger RNA. Its product is annotated as ATP-dependent DNA helicase PIF1-like. Gene Ontology annotation, molecular function: DNA helicase activity. Lineage: Eukaryota; Metazoa; Cnidaria; Anthozoa; Actiniaria; Aiptasiidae. The transcript has a single exon. Gene Ontology annotation, biological process: telomere maintenance; DNA repair. The record is from RefSeq and is a predicted model, not a curated record.